UGGUUUACUCUUUUGCUGGAAACAGUUGUUUUGCGUAGACUGAGUUGUUUUGACUGGAAGUUUCAAUUUAACUUUAUGUUUUAUAGUAGACUGUACACAGGUGCUAGAGUUUAUUUACUAAUUACUUUUAUAUUUUGUACAAUACAUAUGAGUGCUAUAUUUUUUCCUUUGCAAGUAUCUGUUCAUUUGCAAGAGUGAAGUGCGCUUAAUGUGAAUAAAUUUAUGUGAAUAAUUACGGGAUUUUCAUCGUUGAAGGGAUUGUAAUAUUUUUACCUAUGGAAUUAUGAAUUACGUCGCUUAGAUAAACACUGCAUACUGUAAUAUUUUUAAAAUGAUCAGAACUCCGAUGAAUAAUACCAUCAAGUUCACUGUUCGGCAGCUAUGCACUACAAGUUAUGUUCCUCGUGUUUGUGUUGUGGGCGCUGGGCCCGCUGGAUUCUAUGCUGCUAUGCAUAUAGCCAAGAACAUUAAAUCAAUUAAAAUUGACAUAAUAGAAAAGUUGCCAGUACCGUUUGGAUUAGUUAGAUAUGGAGUUGCUCCUGAUCAUCCAGAAGUAAAAAAUUGUAUAAAUCAAUUUACUAAAUUAGCUAAGCAAGAGAACAUAAAUUUUUAUGGAAAUAUAACUUUAGGGCAAGAUAUAACAUUAGAAAAAUUGAGACAACACUAUGAUGCUAUUUUGCUAACAUAUGGGGCCGAAGAAGAUCGCACUUUAAGUAUAGAAAAUGAAACUGCAAGAAACAUUAUUGCAGCACGAAAUUUUGUGGGAUGGUAUAAUGGACAUCCUCGAGAUAGAAAUUUACAAGUUGAUUUAUCAGGAAGUAGGGCUGCUAUCAUUGGACAAGGCAAUGUUGCUCUAGAUGUAGCUAGAAUUCUACUUUCGCCUAUAGAUCAAUUGAAAAAAACUGACAUCACUGAAAUUGCUUUACAAGCAAUAUCUGAAUCAAAGAUUAAUGAGUUAUACCUAGUUGGAAGAAGAGGUCCUUUGCAUGUUGCAUUUACAAUCAAAGAAUUAAGAGAGCAACUUAAACUGAGUAAUUGUAAAACAAUUUGGAGAGAAAAUGACUUCAUUGGAGUGGAGGAAAUUGUGAAUGACCUUCAAAGACCACGUAAACGGUUAACAGAGUUAAUGUUAAAGUCACUAAAAGAACAAAAGUCACAGGCAUGUGAUUCAAAUGAAAAAUCGUUUAGACCCAUAUUUUUUAGAAGUCCAAAUAAGUUUCUUGUGGACAAUGCUUGUGUAAAUGGAAUAGAGCUAAUUUGUAACAAAUUACUUGGCGAUAAACUUGAAGAUCAGAAAUGUGUGGCAACUGAGGAUAAAGAAAUUUUAAAUUGCAGUCUUGUAUUUCGAAGUAUUGGAUAUAAAAGUAUAAAAGCUGAUGAAAGUUUAGUAUUUAAUACAAGUGGAUGUGUUAGGAAUGAGAAUGGUAGAAUAAUAGAAGACCAGAGUUCAGAAGAGCUAGCUAAAUUAUAUGUAGCAGGAUGGUUAGGCACUGGACCUGCUGGGGUUAUUAUACACACAAUGAGUAAUGCUUUUCAAGUUGCCAAGAAUAUAUGCAGUGAUUUACAAACAGGCACUAGAUGCCGUAAGGAUGGAUUUGAUGGUGUUAAAAAAUAUUUGAACAUUCCCAUUGUGGAUUGGAAUGGUUGGGAAAAAAUUGAUGAAUACGAAGUAAAUCAGGGUAAAAAGUCUGGUAAACCUAGAGAAAAGGUAACAUGCAUAAAUAAAAUGUUAGAUAUUGCUACAAAAUGAUUUUUGUAUUAUGGUUUUAUAGCCAUAAUGUGUAUUAUACUUAAGCAUAAUUUAUGUUUAAUUUACUGUAAUGCAUAAAAUUAUUUAUGUUUUUAUACAUAUCCUUUCAGGAAUGAAUUGAAAGAUAUAGAUUGUUUCAUAAUACUUUUUGUUACUAUAUUAAAAAAUUAUAUUGUUUUUUUUAA
Messenger RNA from Zerene cesonia (dogface butterfly), 1935 nucleotides. It is a transcript of the gene dare, whose product is annotated as NADPH:adrenodoxin oxidoreductase, mitochondrial. The record is from RefSeq and is a predicted model, not a curated record. Lineage: Eukaryota; Metazoa; Arthropoda; Insecta; Lepidoptera; Pieridae. Gene Ontology annotation, biological process: ubiquinone biosynthetic process. The transcript is spliced from 4 exons. Gene Ontology annotation, cellular component: mitochondrion. Bases 332 to 1750 code for a protein of 472 amino acids.